AUGAUAUCCCACGACUCGAAAAUCAUAAUCGUCGGCGCUGGUGUGUUCGGCUUGAGCACAGCCUUGUGGCUCGCUCGUGCUGGGUACAAGAACAUCAGCGUCUUCGACCGAUGUGCAUUUGACGUGAACUAUUACAAUCCUCUGGAUGGAUGUGACGGAGCCUCUGCCGACAUUAAUAAGAUUUUCCGCACGGGAUACGGAACAGAACAAGAGUACCAGGCACUCGCAAUUGCGGCUCGAGAGAUAUGGCUCGCGUGGAAUCAAGAGAUCAAAGAGAGUUCUCCAUCUGAACUUCCACCCGGCAUUACCCCCGAAGACAAGGUUCUCGACCUAUGCGGCAACUUCUUCCUUGCGGAAGGGCCAGAGCUCAGGGUGUUUUACAAGGAUAGUCUGUCUUCGAUGGAGAAGACCGCACCUGAAUCUCGCGCUCUGCAGUUCGUCAAGGGCAACAUCGAGGACGAAGAACGUCUACGUAAGAUUGAUCCAAGAUGGGUCAAGACCUUCCACGCCCUCGACGGCAUCAAUGACAACAACACGAACGGUUUCUUCGACAUUCAAGGUGGAGUGACUCUCGCCGACAAGGCCUGCACCUACGCUCGCUUCCUCUGCGAGAAAGCUGGUGUCAAAUUUGUCCUCGGCUCCCCGCAAGGCAAGCUGCAGUCGUUGAUCGUCGAGCAAGUUGGCUCCGAGAAGAAAGUGACCGGCAUCACCACUGCGGACGGCCAGAGCCACCAAGCAGAUAUUGUGAUAGUUGCAUGUGGUGGCUGGACGGCCACCGUCAUUCCCGAAGCCCACCGCACCGUCGAGACCACAGCCGGCACGUUAAUGUUCAUUGACGUGCCCAAGACCCGAAAAGAUAUAUGGGACAAGUUCAACUCCAAGAACUUUCCGGCAUGGUCGUACAGGAGGGGAGAAGGUGACGAGACUUCCAGGUACUAUCAAGGAGGAGGUUUCCCAAUAACACGUCAAGGCCGUCUGAAGUUCGGAUUCCGUGGUCGAAAGUUCACCAAUUUCCAAAACCACCCUACGGCCCCAAACCUACGCGUGUCGACUCCUCGAACAAAGUACACCGAAGAUACCAUCAACACUGUCCCAUUGUACGGUCUCAAGCUCGUGAAGGAGGUCAUUGGCAAAGCCUUCCCAGAACUAGCCGAGUUCGGCUUCACCGAUACCAGGUUAUGCUGGUAUACCGACAGUAUCGACAACAAUUUCGUUAUCGACUACGUUCCGGGAUAUACGGAUUCCCUAUUCAUCUGUUCCGGCGGCUCUGGUCACGGAUUCAAAUUCCUCCCCAUACUCGGCAAGCACGUCAAGAACCAGCUCGAGCGCGUGCCCGACCAGUUCACUCACCUGUGGAAAUGGCGGGCUGCCGAGCACGACAAAGAGUGCAAUGGCCUUGAGCAGGGCGAGUCCGGUCCUAGGGAAAUGUCCAAGAUCCAGAUGGCUGAGCGUAAGGAAUCCCAACCCCCUCAGGGGUCCACGGCACAACACUGUCCUACAGGCUGA
Messenger RNA from Exophiala xenobiotica, 1506 nucleotides. RefSeq lists its product as uncharacterized. The transcript has 13 exons. Gene Ontology annotation, molecular function: flavin adenine dinucleotide binding; sarcosine oxidase activity. NCBI's taxonomy places the organism in Eukaryota, Fungi, Ascomycota, Eurotiomycetes, Chaetothyriales, Herpotrichiellaceae. Bases 1 to 1506 code for a protein of 501 amino acids. The record is from RefSeq and is a predicted model, not a curated record.